Molecule: messenger RNA, 1355 nt
Organism: Orcinus orca (killer whale)
Lineage: Eukaryota; Metazoa; Chordata; Mammalia; Artiodactyla; Delphinidae
Gene: FAM174C
Product: family with sequence similarity 174 member C
Exons: 3
Coding region: 815-1216 (133 amino acids)
Cellular component (GO): extracellular region
Source: RefSeq, a predicted model, not a curated record
UGGAUCCAGACGCGGAAGGCCAGGCGGCAGUUCAUUGCCCCCCCCCGGGGCAGUUCUCUCGGGCAGAGGGAGCCGUGGAGGAGGUGGUCCCUUGGCGGCGCGUCCCCCGGAGCCAGGCAGAGGCCUUGUCAGAGUAACCCCGGGCACCUUCAGCUUGUCCGCCCCCGGAGCCGGCCUGCCUUCCCAGGCUGUUUGCCUCCAGGCCUGGUCUUGGGGUGCAGAACGUUGGGGCUGAGCCCCGGUUCUAGCUGCCUUGGGCUCUGGGCGAGUUACCUCAAGUCUCAGCAGGGUGAGGUCCGGGUCACCGGUACCCCCCCCUUCUCCCACGGGGUGUGUCUCGUCCCUCCUGGCCCCCGCCAAAGGCGGGAUGCCCAGGCUCACAGCCGGGACAGGUCUCCCCUCCUGCAGGGCCAGGGACAGCGGGCCACCGUGCUGGUGUCACCGAAGCCCAGGGCGACUGGGGGCGGGGACGCGAGAGUUCCAGGGCCCAAGUGGGAGGGAGGCCCACAGGGCACGGUCGCGCCUGUCCCCUCACCGUAGUCCCCCUGCGGGGCGGCCGCGGUGCUCACGCUCUGGGCCGGGGACACAGAACUGCGGCUCCGACCCUUCGGGGGCGGGGUGCUCGCGGAGCCAGCGGGGCGCGGGGUACUUCCCCGCUUCGGGUGAAGCGAGGUGAGAGGCCGGGGGCGGUGGCGGCCCGGGCCUUUCCGGGAGCCAGGCCCCGCCCCCGCGAGCCAUUGGCUGGCCCCGCCCCCGCGCCAGUGAGUGACUGCUCCUCGCGGGGGCGGGGCGCGGCUACCGCUUCCGCCGGGCUAUGGGGCUGCGGGUGCUGCCGGCGCGGCUCCUGCUGCUGUCGGCGCUGCUGCUGCCGGUGCAGCUGUUCGGAGCCGCGGACCCCACGCCCCCGUCACUGCGCCGCACGCAGGCCACGCUCUUGCCGCAUCCCGCCGUGACGAACGGGAGCCAGCCGGGCGCGCCGCACAACACCACACGCCCUUGGCCGCUGGGCUCGCCGGACUCGCCGCUUCUGCGUUCCCUCUACGUGGUUACGGGCCUCAUCGUCCUAGCCGUGCUCUACUUCCUCAUCCGGGCAUUCAGAUUGAAAAAGCCGCAGCAGAGGAGGUACGGGCUCCUGGCCAACACUGAGGACCCCACCGAGAUGGCAUCACUGGACAGCGACGAGGAGACGGUCUUUGAAACAAGGAACCUGAGAUGAUGUACAGGUCGGGAAGGCAGCAUUUCCAGCGGCCUUGUGGGAAGGACAAGAGACAGGGCCCCUCCCAGUGCUUGGAAUGCCCUGCUGAUUCUCCUGCUGCCAAAGAGCUUGUGUGGGGCCUGCCCGGCCUGCCAGGAGC